This is a messenger RNA of Diospyros lotus (date-plum), 879 nucleotides long. RefSeq lists its product as uncharacterized. The transcript is spliced from 3 exons. The record is from RefSeq and is a predicted model, not a curated record. Bases 1 to 879 code for a protein of 292 amino acids. Lineage: Eukaryota; Viridiplantae; Streptophyta; Magnoliopsida; Ericales; Ebenaceae.
AUGAGCCCAAAUGCUGCUCGUUCUGUUUCUGCCUUCACUUUUCACCCUAGUUUUGUUUAUGCUUUUAACUCUGUGUUGGGCAAACGUCCUUUUUGGCAAAAUCUGAUGGAUUUCAACAGCCUUUGCUCUAGUUUGUGGAUUUUCAUAGGGGAUUUGAACUGUGUGCUUAGAGCUAAGGAGAAGAUUAAUGGCGCAAAUAUCACCCCGUAUGAAACCAAAGACCUUUUUGAUUGCUAUGGGUUAGUGACAACUUAUACGAAUCGGGUUGUUGGGGAGUUUAUUCGAUAUUUUGAGGACUUGUUGGGCUUUUCCAAGUCUUGUGAUCUCAUUGACCUUAAUGUCCUAAGAUCUAGGCCCUGCAUUUCAACGGAUCAGACAGCUUUUCUCUCGAGUAAUAUUUCCUGCGAGGAAAUUAAAUCUACUCUAUUUAGUAUUGGCGAUGAGAAGGCUUCGGGGCUUGAUGGCUACUCUGCAUGUUUCUUUAAGAAGGCCUGGCUUAUUAUGGAUGAGCAGUUCACUGAGGCCAUUCAUGAAUUUUUCUCUUCGGGCUUCCUCCUUAAACAACUUAAUCACUCAGUCAUUUUUUUUGUGCUGAAGUCCAAGCAUGCCAACACGGUUGGUGAGUUCAGACGUAUAGCUUACUGCAAUGUUGCCUACAAAUCCAUAUCCAAGGUUUUGGCUUCAAGACUUACUGCUGUUUUGCCAUCCAUCAUUGACCAUGCCCAAUUUGCACUUGUCAAAGGCAUGAGUUUAAUGGCAAAUGUGCACUUGGCCCAAGAGCUUCUUUGUAAUUACAAUCACAAGCGAAUAUCUCCGAGAUGCCUUAUUAAAGUUGAUCUUUGCAAAACCUUUGAUAUUUGCAAAGCCUUUGAUUCUUGA